Messenger RNA from Carassius gibelio (silver crucian carp), 7819 nucleotides. Its product is annotated as zinc finger and BTB domain-containing protein 16-A-like. Bases 650 to 2608 code for a protein of 652 amino acids. Lineage: Eukaryota; Metazoa; Chordata; Actinopteri; Cypriniformes; Cyprinidae. The record is from RefSeq and is a predicted model, not a curated record. The transcript is spliced from 6 exons. Gene Ontology annotation, molecular function: protein binding. Gene Ontology annotation, biological process: regulation of immune system process; negative regulation of transcription by RNA polymerase II; regulation of cytokine production.
UUCAGUGAGAUUUUACAAAAUGCUUAUAAUACUAGUCAGAAAAGAAAAGUGAAUCGUUAUUACGUUUAACAGUUAAACAUAAAAAUAUGUAUUGGUAUUAGCUGAUCUGUACAUAAUAUAUAACUGCUUUUAGACAAUUAGUUUUAUCAUUUAUUAUACUGCAGCUGUAUGUGUCACAAUAGUUAUGUGAUUAACAUGUCACUCUUGGGGUGAGAUUUUAUUUUUCUCUACUGCUGGAAUGUUCCUGGGUGUUAAUACAAAAUUAAAGGUACAAUUAAAACAAAUUGUUUCUUGCCUGAAGAACUGUAUCAUAAAUGCAAGUUCCUCUCAAGCAUGUGCCGAAUGCCGUCGGUCCAGUUACUCCUGGCAGCUUUCCACUACUAUUGCUGCAAUUGCGUAACAUUAAGUACAUGUUGUGACGAUUGGCCUGUGCCUCAGCAACAACAACACCCCUUUGACUUUUUCUCAAAGCACUGAGUUAACCUGUUUGAGUGAUGAUUAACAUGACCUGUGUAACAGAGAUGAAUGAACCGAGGAUUGCAAGUUUUUUUGCACUCAUUCUUGUUUUUGUGACAUGACUGAAUGCCAUUUACAGGAGCACUCAAGGAGAGGAGCAAAUCCGUGAGAUGGUUCGAUAAAUGUCGAUGUAAUGGAUUUGACUAAAAUGGGUGCGAUCCACCUCCAGAACCCUGGCCACCCCACAUCGCUCCUGCAGAAGGCCAACCAGAUGCGACUCUCCGGGACAUUGUGUGAUGUGGUCAUCAUGGUCGACAGCCAGGAGUUUCAUGCCCACAGAACUGUGCUUGCAUGUGCUAGUAAGAUGUUUGAGAUCCUGUUCCACCGCAACAGCCAACAUUACACUCUGGACUUCCUCUCACCAAAGACCUUCCAGCAGAUUCUGGAGUACGCCUACACCGCCACGCUCCAGGCCAAGCUGGAGGACCUGGACGACCUGCUGUACGCCGCAGAGAUUUUAGAGAUAGAAUACUUGGAGGAGCAGUGUCUGAAGAUUUUGGAAACCAUCCAGGCGUCCGAAGAGAACGACACGGAUGUGAACAUGAAUGAAAACGGCGCAGAGGAUGCCGAUGACCGUAGGAUCAAGUACCUUAAGAGCGCAUUUUUGUCAAAAAAGCAUUCCAUAUUGGAAGGCGGCCAUCGACAUCACUUGGCGCUGGUCGAUAAGAGAUCUUCAGGGUCCACCCAACGGGGUCUUUCAACUGGCAGCCCGACUAAAGCAGCUGUAGAGGGCCUGAUGAGCAUGGGACAGUCCAUCGUCCAAGAAAACAUGGCCCAGAGUUUCUCAAACAACCUCGGUAACUCAUCUCCAUUGCUAGAUAAAAUCAAGACUGAGAUGAUGCAGGUAGACGAGGACUACCAACAUGAAGGCUGCUUCCCCAGGAACGGGGAGGGUGGAGGUGACUCCAGGCAACACCGGGACACUCCUGGAACCCCGACCAGAGGUAGCGUCAUCACCAGCGCCCGCGAGCUCCACUCCACCGAUAGUUCUGCUGAAUCCCAAGGAGACAACACUCAAGUGGGUCUGGUCAAUAUGGCCAGCCUGGCUGAUAGACAUUUCACCUCACUGUGCUCUAUCCCGUCCAAUCAUAAGAGUGAAAGCAUGCUGCCCUUGCCUGUGUCCAUGGCCUCGUCGCUACAUGUGCCGUCCUCCCUGGCCAUGUCGAUGGAUUUCAGUGCCUAUGGGGGGCUCUUCCAUCAGAGCUUGAUUCAGAGGGAGUUCUUAAGCAAGCUCGGGGAUUUCACAGCUAAUGUGAAGCAUGAGGUCCAAGCCCAGAAAGAAAGAUGUGAGGUGUGUGAUAUGGAGUUGCCUGAUAGUGAAGCAGCUGAACAACACAGGAAGUUGCAUGGUGGAGUGAAGACCUUUGGCUGCGAGUUCUGUGGAAAGCAGUUCCUGGACAGUUUACGACUGAGGAUGCACAUGCUGUCUCAUUCAGCUGGACCAAAAGCACUAGUAUGUGAUCAGUGUGGAGCUCAGUUUUCCCAGGAAGACGCCCUGGAAGCCCAUCGGCAGACUCACACAGGCUCAGACAUGGCAGUGUUUUGCCUCCUAUGUGGGAAGCGUUUCCAGACCCAGAAGGCUUUGCAGCAGCACAUGGAGAUUCACGCCGGCAUGCGUAGCUAUGUCUGCAGCGAGUGUGAACGCACCUUCCCGAGCCACACAACGCUCAAACGCCAUCUCCGCUCGCACACAGGUGACCAUCCAUUCGAAUGCGAGUUCUGCGGGAGCUGCUUCCGUGACGAGAGCACACUGAAGGGUCACAAGCGCAUCCACACCGGAGAGAAGCCUUAUGAAUGUAACGGCUGCGGCAAGAAGUUCAGCCUCAAGCACCAGCUGGAGACUCACUACCGUGUCCACACAGGUGAGAAGCCAUUUGAGUGCAAGAUGUGCCACCAGCGCUCGCGGGACUACUCCGCCAUGAUCAAACACCUGCGUACCCACAAUGGCGCUUCGCCCUACCAGUGCACCAUCUGCCAGGAGUACUGCCCCAGCCUCUCGUCCAUGCAGAAGCACAUGAAGGCCCACAAGCCUGAGGACGUGCCCCCAGACUGGAGGAUAGAGAAGACCUACCUGUACCUCUGCUACGUGUGAGACAGAGCAAAAAAUCGGAAUGGGAAAGUGGCAAGAUAUGCCCAAGGACAAUUCACCUGAAGGUUUGCUUUCAGUCCUGGCCAAAGAUGGUGAGAGGACGUGCUCAAAGUGAUGAAAUGUGAUGUGGAUUUUUUUGACCGACUGUUUGUGACAUGCAUUUGUGCACAUUUUUAGGAUGUAACUGCACUCACAAACUUUAUAAAAUGGACAUGUGAUGUAUGAUAAAGGGAUAUUUUCAGAAAGUGUGACUAUUAUACAUUUGUCUGCAUUCCACCCUGUUAAUUGGAAAAAUUCACUGCAUGAUCAUACUUGUAAUGUUUUAUUCAAAUAAGGAUUCCCGCACUAUUUCUCCAUGCACAACCCAUGAGCCAUAGAUUUUCAAGACCCCAUGAAAUCUCCAAGUGGAGGGGAAUGUCAUAGGGAUCAUCCAAUAGUCUUUAGAAGUAUCACAACCAUGUUUUUAAAUGAAUAUUCUAAACGUUGACGUUUUACGGAUACGCUAGCAACCUUAGCGCUCACACACAUAAGGCAUUUCUCAAUGUCAAGGAUACAGGACUGGUCCUUCCAAGUCACUUCCUUCAGAGGCUAGGCGAGGCUCCUCUUUAGCAUUCGGAGAACACGUAAAUGGAACAGGCUAGCAAGUGCACGUCAUUGCGUCAUUACAUCAGUGAAAAGGUCCGUUUGAAUAACGCUGUGAAUAUAGUAUAAUGGUAUAAUAUUAGCGUUAAAUUACUUUGGACACCUUAACUAGUCAUUUAUAAAAGAAAUGCCGGUGACGCAACCAAGCUAACAAUUGUUAAAUGACAGGUCCGGUUCAGUUAGCCAUCAAUAUUGUAAUUUGUAUUUGUAUAGUUUACAAUAUCAAUAUGGUAGUAAUUAGUACUGCCAUUUAAACGUUAAACUUUACUUAUAUUUACUACAGUUAUAACAAAUGUUUAGUAACUUAAAUAAAAAACGUUAACGAUCCGACUCCGCUAACGUUCGACAUUUUUUAAUUUUUGAAAAAGAUAGCAAAGCUGCGCGCAUAGGAUUGUGGGUGAUUUGAGAGCGCGGAGAGCGCGAGGGCUACACAUAUGCAUCCUUUCCUAUGUAUGGGAUAUUUUUCAAACGAAGAUAUCCCAUAUCAGUCCUUGGUUGAAAUUCCGACUAUCCUUGACAUUGGAACAGUCCUUCGACUGAUGUCGAUGACGUAGUAUCCUCGAAAUUCUGGCUUCCGAGGAUCCUUCCUUGACAUUGAGAAAGGCCUAUAGACUCAAAGCCUCAUAUGUUGAUUUCAUGGGGUCUAAAUGGAGCUCAAAUAGAGUCAAUGGAGUAAAUGGAGUCAAAUUAAUACAUGGACCAAAGCCUAAAACUCACACACGACGAAAUAGAAUGAAUGAAAUUAGGCCUUUUUUAGUAAAUUGCUCCCUUAAGUUUUUUAUUAGGCUCUCUAGUACUAAAUUUUCAUGUUUUUCUUUUUAUAUAUAUAAAUACAUGCGAGGAAAUUUACAGAGUUGGAUCCAUUAGUCAUUUUCUUUAAAGCAUAAUAAAGUGCUUAACAAAACAGCUUUUCUCAGAGGUACAUCCAAACUGUGCUGCCAAGCAACUGUAGUGGAUGUUCAGGGACAUUUAUUCAACCUUAAAUAACUACACUGUGCACUUUCAGAGGCCCAUUUUAGUUGUUUUCAGCACCACAUUCUGCAUUUAGUGCAUUCAGACGAAAAUAGAGAGGUUAAUCUCUGUGAUUUGCAUUCAUUUCAGUCAUUUUAACACCAAAUAAUACAGCAUUUAAAUUUAUUUACUUUAACUUUCACGUGGUAACAUGACAAAAUCACAGUUUUGCAACUGCAGCUUUUUAGCCUAAUGAAAUGUUAAUAUCAUACUCAGAAAUAAAUUUGUGAAUUUAAAAGAGAUUAUUUUUUACAAUUAAAAACCACAAUGCAGUAUAUUUUUCUGCAGUCUUCUGCUGAGGAUACCUUUGGUUAGCUUGCCUUUUUAGUUUUUGUUCUGUCAUCUGUUUCAACGUUUUACUUGAAUUGCCUAAUUUUGUUACCUCACAUGCUUGAUAUAUUUUUGUACUAGUCUUUGUCUCUCAUUUCCUGCUGAGCUUUGUUUAAAAGCUGUACAAUGCAUUCAGAAUACCACAUCAUCAGACCCACACAGAAUUCGAGUGAUCCCGCAAUUUAAAGCAAAAUUGGAACAUUUUGUUUUCGCAACAUUCUAUAUAUCUGCAACUUAUGUGUUUAUGUUUUGGUUAACUGGUAAAUGAUUUAGUAAUCAAUAAGAGAGUAGUACUUUACAUUUUUAAGGUCUUUUACUAUUUUUAACUCUAUUCUGCAUUACUGGAGUUUUCUUUUAAAAAAGAAAUCACUAAAAGCGUGGUCAAAUUUACUUUUUUUGACGAAUUUCAACAGGCAAAAUUACAAUACGCACUCGUGGCAAUACAUAACUAUUUUAUGUUCUGGCAAAUUUGUGACUAAUUGGUGUAAAUUUGUACAUCUUAUUUAUACAUUUUUGGAUGAUCUGCUUACACCCCACUGAUUGUAUAAUAAUGUUUUUUGUUACCUUCAUGCUUGCAUAUUUUUCCAGUAUUUUGCAUAUUUUUUCAGAUUUUUUAAUUUCCAGAACAUCAGUACAAAUACAAAUUCAUACAAAAUCCUCAUAAAACUCUUACAUGUUCUCAUGAGAUCGGGUUGAAAAUCCAAUCUUAUCAAUAGGAAUCGACAUAAUCAGGAAUUUCACAUCUUCACCAUCACUUUCUCAGAUUUCUCAACGGGUUCAACUUGGUCAUGAGUAUUUGCCUCAUUGACAAACAGAAAGAUGGUUUGAAAAUGACUUCUGUGUGAGCCGUGCUUCGUCUGCUUAUGGCCCACUGACGAUUACAUUUAGGGAUGGACCUUCAUGCUUAUGUUUAUUUUCUAAAAACCAUGUUUUCCUACGAAUAAUAUCUUAUGUAUUCAUACAAAAUCAGAACCUCUGAGUCUUCACAUUAUGCAAAUUCACAGAUUAUAACAGUAUUGUCAAUGGAUCUUUUUAGGGGUGCACAAUAAAUAUCCAAUAAUGGAAAUGGAUGUGUGAAAUCACGCAUCUGAUGAAACUUACCGCUGAUUAAAGAACCGAAUUUAAUGACGAGAUGCGGAUUAAUUACCGGCCGAUAUUUAUCGUGAACUCCUACUUUUUUUUUACUCUUAAAAUUACUGUAAAAUUUGGCUAUUGUGACCACACCUUAAAUUCCGUCUGGGUCUGUGAAUUAUUCAGUGGUAUUUUAGUGUUAAGCUAUGAUGUGCAUAUCUGCCUCUUGGCCAUCUGUUUCAGGGCUACCUCUACUCUGCUCUCAGUUUUGCACUAAAGCAAAAGCACACUUUUGUUUUGCUUGUAACUAGAAUUUUCAUUUACGCCCAAUCUCAUGUUCCCAUUAACUAGAAAAAAAAAACAGCCUGGUUCGUUCGUCAUUAUAUUUACACUCCUUUCGAUGAAAUGUGUUCAACCUGAAUGGGUAGAUGCGUACAUUCUAGAUGACUUAAGAACAGCGUUGAGAAAAUGUUUAGUUAUUAGAUACUUGAGGGGAUAAACUUGAAACAAUGUGAAUAAAAUGUUUUUAUGUGAAAAUUAUUCAAGCAGUAAGUCAUCAGAGAUGAGUUAUUGAUGCGUGCAGUUACAACGAUAUAUCACAACCAAUUCAUACGUAUUUUACGAGGUGGCUUAUUCGUACAAAUUUAUACGACCUUACUCGUACGAUUUUAUAUGAUUUGUCUAAACCCCAGUGACAGUUAGGUUUAGGGGCGGGGUUAGGUGUAGGUCAUUCCUAUGAAUUCAUACGAAUUGUGCAACUCGUAAAAUACGUACGAUUUGCCAAAAAUCGUAUGAAUUUGUACGAGUGUGGUCGUACGAAUUCGUACCAAAAAGCCACCUCGUGAAAAAUGUACGAAUUGCCGUGAGAUCGGGUUGGCAGUUACGUGGGAAAGCUCCCUAGAGAAAACAAAAACCAAUAGGUGAUUUCCUGUGAAAAUAAAUCUCUUGCAAAGAGCCAAACGCGGCACUUUGAUAAGGGAAUAUGUUGUAUUUUUGUACGGGGUAUUGUGCGACCCAUUCUUUUUGGUUUAUUUUGAGUGUGGCGAAUAUUUUUACAGUAUCUUUUGCAUUUGUGCUUGUUCUUGAUUUGAGUGGAAAUUCUUGUGCUUAUUUUACAAUGUUAAACAUAUACAAGUAGUAGAUGUAUGUAAAAACAUAUUGUAGUCAUUGCUGCUGGGUGUCAGUUCAUAUGAUGAUGAUGAUGAUGAUGAUGAUUCCACAUUUUGGGUAUAAAAUAACUGUGAGUGAACUAACGCCAAGACCUGUAGGUCACGGAGCACAAGCAACCUGUAAGACAUGAAAAGUAAAGCUGUAUCUGUGUGUUUGUAUCGUGUUCACUGCUCACUGUUAUACGGUCUGUACUGGUCCUUGUGUGUGCAGUGUGAGUCAAAGUGGUCGACUUAUUCAGUGUUAAAUACAUGCACCGGUUAGCAACAAAGAGGUGUUCUGACAGACACCCUGUAAAUGAUUUGAUGCAUCUUCUGCCCUGUAUUUGUGUCUUUAUGCAAAGUCACCUUGAUAUGAACUGUGCUCCUAGGCAAUCAGGGAUGCCUUCACUUUACUCAAAGAACAUCACAGAUAACUUUUUUUAGGAUCAUUUUUAGUUUUAUAACCUCUUUCAGUUUCUUUUUUGUUUUUGUUUUUUGGUUGCCACAAGCAAUAAAUCUACAGGUCAACAUUUAAGUAAAAACUUGGCAUCCCUGCCGCUGUAUCACUGUGUUUUACUUUGCUUUCAGACAGGAAGUAGCCAUGUCACUCAGUGCGCCCAUAUUUGUGCCAUUGUUACACAAAUGAAUACUCGGACUGAGGAUCCACGUGGGACCAAAUGGCCAUUUUCGCUCCAUUUGCCUUGUUCUAGUGACAAGACUGUUUUUGGUGUCGAAAUGGUUUUACAUUCGUCGUGUUUUACUUUUUUGUAUUGUCUACCUCAGCACCAGUUCUUUGUGUAACUUUUAAAAGGUGCCCAGUUAUUGUUAUUUUGUUUUGUGCAGAAAUUUGUAUUAUAGCCGUGUAGGGUUUUUGUUCUUUGCUGUUUUGAAGCACUGUGUGAUGAUUUUGAUGCUGCAGAUAGAGGUGUAGAUUCCUUUUCCCUUCUCUAUGUGGGUUCAGACACAUCUCUGUAUUCGUCAGUGUUCUAAAAUAAACUUCUAACAGAAAUGU